Hypanus sabinus (Atlantic stingray) is the source of this 2075-nucleotide messenger RNA. RefSeq names its product mitochondrial ribosomal protein L55 (gene mrpl55). Gene Ontology annotation, biological process: translation. Gene Ontology annotation, molecular function: structural constituent of ribosome. The coding region runs from base 129 to 518 and encodes 129 amino acids. The transcript is spliced from 3 exons. NCBI's taxonomy places the organism in Eukaryota, Metazoa, Chordata, Chondrichthyes, Myliobatiformes, Dasyatidae. The record is from RefSeq and is a predicted model, not a curated record. Gene Ontology annotation, cellular component: mitochondrial large ribosomal subunit.
AAGGCACGGCGGUAUCAGGAAUGGGUUAAUUACCACGCCGGGCCGGCCCACGAGGUGGGAACCUCAGUUCCGAGCCUCUGCUGCGCUGGGGACCGGGUUCUCGUGUUGAACGCUUCCGGAGUCGGUAAAUGGCGGUCCCGUGGAGCGCGCGGCUGCGGUGGUUUGCACCUUUCUUACAGUUAAAUGCUUCUGAAAGGUUGCUUCCUGCCUCAUGUCCUUGGCAAAAUCUGCCCAAACGAAACAAUUCAAAUAGAACUUCAGUAGUUCGCGUUGGAAGGCAAGUCUACGCCAGGCUGUAUCCUGUUCUGCUGGUUCAACCUGAUGGAUCUACUAUCAAUAUCCGAUACAAGGAGCCCAAAAGAAUUAUCACUAUGCCAGUGGAUGUUUCUCUUCUACCAGAAGCUGAACGGAAAGCAAGAAUGCACAAACGUCGCCCCAAGAAAGUCAAAGUAAAAGAAGAGCAACUUGAAGAUGAAUUUAAAGUUGAAGAUUACAGCAAAUUCUGGAAGAAAAAAUAAUCUUCAGAUUGUUGGGUUUUAGAAAGGCAAAGCCAUUAGUGAAAGGCUUGAUGUGUCAACGGCACUAGAACGGCAGAUUGAUGGUGCUCAUAUAUAUAAGUCUCAAUAAAUUUGUUGAUGAUUUAAUGAACUUCGUAUUUCUAUAUGAACAUGGGAAAUAAAGCAAUGGAUUCUUACUGUAUUUCUACACCAACUGCUAGGAGAAAUGUUUUUGAAUAUUAAUAAGUUGUUGGCCUCCAACUAUCAUAUGCCAGCUUAGAUUCCUUCCCCUCCCCCCCCACCUUCUUGUGAUUUCUGCACCAUUCCUUCCCAGUUCUGAUGAAGGGUUCCAGCCUGAAAUGUCAGCUGUCUGCUCCCAACCAUUGAUGUUGCCUGACUUGCUGAGUUCCACCAGCAUUUUGUGCAUCUGUAAAAUCUCUUUUGUGGUCCCAAAACUUGUAAUACUCCAAGAGCAUUUUGACCAAUACCAUAUAAAGCCAUAGCAUUACAGCCUCGUGUUUAUAUAAUUAUGCUUCCUAUGCCUUUUCUGCCUACAUUAUAGGAGUUUGACAUGCAUGUAUUUUGAUAAAUUGCUCAGUGCCAUGAAGAACUAGUUAAAUUGGCUUGAGCUUUACAAUGUUAUUAGUCAAGUCAAAUCACUUUUUAAUUGUCAUUUCGACCAUAACUGCUGGUACAGUACACAGUGAAAACGAGACAAUGUUUUUCAGGGCCAUGGUGUUACAUGAAACAGUACAAAAACUAGACUGAACUACGUAAAAAACAACACAGAGAAAGAAAAACUAUGCUAGACUACAGCCCUACCUAGGACUGCAUAAAGUGCAUGAAACAGUGCAGGCAUUACAAUAAAUAAUAAGACAAUAGGGUAGUAAGUAGGUGUCAGUCCAGGCUCUGGGUAUUGAGUCUGAUAGCUUGGAGGAAGAAACUUACAUAGUCUGGUUGUGGCCAUUUAACUGAAAUAUUACAGCUAAUUUCAUUUUAUUAUUCUAAAGAUAGAACAAUAUGUAUAAUAAAUGCAAUCUUAAUAAAUGAAUAAUAGUUUUGGUACUAAGAUUACAGACUCGCACUUUGUGAUCCGUUGAAUAAUGCUUUACUAGGAUAGAAACAGUUACAGAAAUGAUGGAAGAACUCAGCUAGUCAGCAGCAUCUGUGGUAGAAGAAACCGGUCAAUGUUUUAGGUCAGUCCCCUGACCCUUCCCCAGCAUCACAUCAGUUCUGAGGAAGAGUUGCUGAUCAAAAGCAUUGACUGGUUUCUCCUUCUACUUAUGUUCCUCAACUCAGUUCUUCCAGCAUUUCUGUACUUGGAUUCUAACAUCAGUGUUACUUGUUUUCUUCUAUUAGGACAGGAGAGUGCUGUGAAUGGUUUGGCCUCAUUAACAUAAAUCAUGCCACAUUUAAAACUGAAGUAUGAUUUUGUUUUAACACUGAUAAUGUGACAAAAACGGAAUGGUGGAAAAUUAAUAACAUGGAUAAGUCAUCUGCAUAGGAGCUGUUAGUUCAUUUCCAGUUUUAAAAAGGCCAAAGAAUGCCAAAGUUUACACAUGCUAUAGAAUAUAUGAU